Messenger RNA from Helianthus annuus (common sunflower), 1361 nucleotides. RefSeq names its product probable tocopherol O-methyltransferase, chloroplastic. The record is from RefSeq and is a predicted model, not a curated record. The transcript has 6 exons. Lineage: Eukaryota; Viridiplantae; Streptophyta; Magnoliopsida; Asterales; Asteraceae. The coding region runs from base 116 to 1060 and encodes 314 amino acids. Gene Ontology annotation, biological process: methylation. Gene Ontology annotation, molecular function: S-adenosylmethionine-dependent methyltransferase activity.
AUUUCCGUUCAUGUCUAUUUGAACACCACGUAAACUCUGUGAAGCUUUACGUGCCAUUGUUGACACACAUCACCACCACCACCGCCAAAUUCACCACUCACUCACACAACCUGCUAUGGCUACGACGGCAGUUGGCGUAUCGGCGACGCCGAUGACGGAGAAGCUGACGGCGGCAGAUGAUGACCAGCAGCAGCAGAAGCUCAAAAAAGGAAUCGCAGAGUUCUACGACGAAUCCUCAGGUAUGUGGGAGAACAUAUGGGGAGAACACAUGCAUCACGGAUAUUAUAACUCCGACGACGUCGUUGAACUCUCCGAUCACCGUUCUGCUCAGAUCCGUAUGAUUGAACAAGCCCUAACGUUCGCCUCUGUUUCAGAUGAUCCGGAAAAGAAACCUAAAACCAUAGUUGAUGUCGGGUGUGGUAUAGGAGGUAGUUCAAGGUAUCUAGCAAGAAAAUACGGAGCCGAAUGUCACGGAAUCACCCUCAGCCCUGUGCAAGCUGAGAGAGCUAAUGCCCUUGCUGCGGCCCAAGGGUUGGCCGAUAAGGUUUCAUUUCAAGUUGCUGAUGCUUUGAACCAGCCGUUUCCUGAUGGAAAGUUUGACCUGGUUUGGUCAAUGGAGAGUGGAGAGCACAUGCCUGACAAACUUAAGUUUGUUAGUGAGUUGACUCGGGUGGCUGCCCCCGGAGCUACCAUUAUCAUAGUUACAUGGUGCCACAGAGAUCUUAACCCCGGAGAAAAAUCCCUUCGCCCCGAGGAAGAAAAAAUCUUGAAUAAGAUUUGUUCCAGCUUUUAUCUUCCUGCUUGGUGUUCUACAGCUGAUUAUGUAAAGUUACUAGAAUCCCUUUCUCUUCAGGACAUAAAAUCCGCAGACUGGUCUGGCAAUGUGGCCCCGUUUUGGCCUGCUGUAAUAAAAACAGCAUUGUCUUGGAAGGGCAUUACUUCAUUGCUACGUAGUGGUUGGAAGUCCAUAAGAGGGGCAAUGGUAAUGCCACUAAUGAUUGAAGGAUUUAAGAAGGAUGUAAUAAAAUUCUCCAUCAUUACAUGCAAAAAGCCUGAAUAAAAAUGGAUGGAGUCAUUCGUAUAAUCGUAUGUAUGUAUUCUGGAAUUAUGUCACUGUUUUCCUUUCUUUUAUUUUCGCAAGUCGCCAUGUAUCUCUAUGUACUAUGUUGUGUGCCCUCAAGUUCCGUCGAGUCAUAAUCCAAGGUUCUACGCGUAUUGAUUAUGCCGGGACCAUCUAGUGGUGAUGCAUAAGAAUCAUGAAUGUGUACUAUUAUGGACAAUGGCAUCCCAAGGAAUUAGAACCUAGCAUGUUAGUUUUGUUUUUUAUUUUGAUUUUAUAUUGUUGCUUUUGGUUUUAAAAA